Messenger RNA from Taeniopygia guttata (zebra finch), 3572 nucleotides. It is a transcript of the gene SEMA4B, whose product is annotated as semaphorin 4B. Gene Ontology annotation, biological process: negative chemotaxis; axon guidance; positive regulation of cell migration. The record is from RefSeq and is a predicted model, not a curated record. Gene Ontology annotation, molecular function: semaphorin receptor binding; chemorepellent activity. Lineage: Eukaryota; Metazoa; Chordata; Aves; Passeriformes; Estrildidae. Gene Ontology annotation, cellular component: plasma membrane.
UCUCUGCUCACCCCAGAGCAGCGGCCCUCCCCACAGGAACUCCCGUCCUCGCUGCAUGCCAUCACACCGGGCUGUUGACACAACCCUGCCACGGCCAUGCACAGGUGACAGCCAGGUCCCUGGAGCCCCCCAAGGUGCCGUGAGGUGGCAUGGGGCAGGGGGCCAUGGCUGCAGGGUGAGUGCCUUCCCCCACCCCAUUCAGGGUGACGUGCACGCCUGGGUGACGUUGAGCCCCGUCUGUCUAUGCCACUUCCCGGGCAAAGGGUGCUGCUGAUAAGGCUGGGGUGGAGCUGUGGGGCUGUCCCAGACCUGGGAAGGAACGUCAGGCCCCAUCAGGAACAGCAGGACAGGAAGGGGGCAAAGUCGAUCUGGGGCAGAGGGGCACCCCAGAGCCGCAGCCCCUGGACAUCAGGUCUCCAGCGCCCGGGCGCCUUCGCGGGCGCGGCGGAGCCCCGCGGCUCGGUCCGGGAUGGCGGCGCGGCCGGUGCUGCCGGUCCUGGCGGCGCUGCUGCUCUCGGCGGCUCCGGAGCCGGUCCCGCGGGUCAGCCUGCCCUACGACUCGGCCGAGAGAGUCGUGCGGCGCUUUGAGGCGCCUGGGGUGUCCAACUACACGGCCCUGCUGCUGAGCCCGGACGGUGGGACCCUCUACCUGGGGGCACGAGAGCUGCUCCUCACUCUCAACACCAGCAACUUUCAGCCCAGCUCCCCUGUUCAUAGGCUGCAGUGGAGUGCAGAUGAGGAGAAGAAGAGGCAGUGUGUGUUCAAGGGCAAGGACCCCCAGAGGGACUGUCACAACUACAUCAAGCUGCUGCUGCAGCUGAACAGCACCCACCUGUACACCUGUGGGACCUGCGCCUUCAGCCCAGCCUGCGCCUACAUCAAUGUGCAGCACUUCAGCCUGGAGCGGGACGCGUCGGGGAAGGUGGUGUUGGAGGACGGGAAGGGACGCUGCCCCUUUGACCCUGAGUACCACUCCACAGCUGUGAUGGUCGACGGCGAGCUCUACGCCGGGACUGUCAGCAACUUCCAGGGCAAUGAGCCGACCAUCUCCCGCAGCCAGGAGAGCCGCAUCGCCCUCAAGACCGAGAACUCUCUCAACUGGCUGCAAGACCCGGUGUUCGUGGGCUCAGCCUACCUGCGGGAGAGCCUCCCUGCCGGCAAUCCUGAGGGCGACGACGACAAGGUCUACUUCUUCUUCAGCGAGACCGGGAAGGAGUUUGACUAUUUUGAGAACACCAUCGUCUCCCGCAUCGCCCGUGUCUGCAAGGGGGACCAGGGCGGGGAGCGCGUGCUGCAGCGGCGCUGGACAACCUUCCUGAAGGCACAGCUGCUCUGCUCGCACCCUGAGGAUGGGUUCCCCUUCAACGUGCUGCAGGACAUCUUUGUGCUCACUCCGGGUGAGCUGCGCUGGAGGGAGACACUCUUCUAUGGUGUCUUCACCUCGCAGUGGAACAAGGGCGGACUGGGCAGCUCGGCCGUCUGCGCCUUCCCCAUGCGCAGCGUGCAGCGCGCCUUCGGCGGGCUCUACAAGGAGGUGAACCGCGAAACGCAGCAGUGGUACACGGACACCAGCCCCGUGCCAGAGCCCCGGCCAGGCAUGUGCAUCACCAGCCACACACGGCACCUGAAGAUCAAUUCAUCGCUGCAGAUGCCAGAUCGGGUGCUGAACUUUAUCAAGGACCACUUCCUGAUGGACAGCCCCGUGCGCAGCCAGCCGCUGCUGCUGCAGAGCCACCGGCGCUACCAGCAGAUCGGCGUGCACCGCGCGCAGGGCCUGCAUGGCACCUACGACGUCCUGUUCCUGGGCACGGACGACGGGCGACUGCACAAGGCUGUGCGGGUGAACCACGGCGUGCACAUCAUUGAGGAGAUCCGCCUCUUCCCUGACGGGCAGCCCAUCCUCCAGCUGCUGCUGGACCAGGAGCAGGGCCUCGUCUACGCAGCCACCCACACAGCAGUGGCCCAGGUGCCCUUUGCCAACUGCAGCCUGUACCGCAGCUGUGGGGAGUGCGUGCUGUCACGGGACCCCUUCUGCGCCUGGAGCUGGGGUGCCUGCCGCAGGCUCACCCCACAUCCCCCGGCACACCCACAGCUCUGGGCACAGGACAUCGAGGGUGCUGACACGGAGCGGCUCUGCCAGCUGGCCAACACCUCCCAGCCCCGUCCCCGCAUCCUGCUGGCCCCAGCCUCAGACGCCCCGUGCCAGCAGAUCCAGCUACCUCCCAACGCCGUGCGGCCGCUGCCGUGCCAGCUGCUCUCCAACCUGGCCUCGCGGCGCUGGCUGCACAACGGGGCACCUGUCAACGCCUCCUACCUGGUGCUGCCCGACGGGGCCCUCAUUCUGGUGGGCAGCCCCGAGCGUGCGGGCACCUACGAGUGCUGGUCGCUGGAGGAGGGGUUCCGCAAGCUGAUGGCCAGCUACUGCGUGGGCGUGGAAGAGCCGGCCCUCGGGCCAGCAAACUCUGGCAGGAAGGUGGCUGCCGGCCGUGACGCCCUGGAGACCGUCAGCACAUCCCGGAGCACCUCGGCGGUGGGCAGUGCUGCGGCUCGCCUGGACGGCAAGACCUACUGGACCGAGUUCCUGGUGAUGUGUGUGCUCUUUGCUGCUGCCGUCCUCGUGCUGGCCUUCUUUGUCCUGCAGCGGCACCGUGACGGCAUGAAGGCCUUGCUGGAGCCCGGCGACCCCAGCAGGCACCAGAAGCCGCCCCGCAAGCCGGUGGAGAGCCUGCCCCUGAAUGGCAGCAGCCUGCCCAGCACGGCUCCUGAGCACAAGGGCUACCAGGCCCUGCAGGACAACUACAUCGUCAGUACCCCUGUGCAUGAGCCCCCAGGGCCCCCACGCACCUUCUCUGAGUCGGAGAAGAGGCCUCUCCACGUCCGUGACAGCUUCGUGGAGGUGUCUCCUGCCUGCCAAAGACCCCGGGUGCGCCUGGGCUCCGAGAUCCAGGACUCGGUGGUGUGAGCGGGACGAGAGCUGAGCCCUCACUCACAACUGCCUGUGCUCUGCUGAGCCUCGCCGGACCAUGCACCGCUGCCAGGGUCCAUGUUGUCUGUGUGUGCAUGCCCAGAGCCUGGCACCCACCGUCUGCGGCAGCACCCACCAGCCAGCGGGGUCUAGACCCCGGCGGGCUCCCUGGGCAUCACCUCGGUACUCACGGGUGUGAGGGGUGCCUCACGCCUUCCAGGGACCUGCAGGACGGUUCCAGCCCAGCGUCCCUGCUGCAGGGACAGACACGGUUCCUGGCUCAGGCUGCUGGUGCGGGCUCUGCCAGGCCCUGAGCCCCUCUAUGCAGAGGGCAGGAGGGGGCAGCCGCAGACCCCUCGUGCCCCAACUCACUGUGACGUCCCGCUGGGGACCCAGGGCCACGCGCGGCUGGGCAGGGCCAGCCCCGCGGCAUGUGCUGUGUGUCUGUGCUUGGUUCGUUUUUAGUAUGUGGAAAAUGUGAAUUGUGUCCGGGGAAGGGGAGCUGGGAACAGCUUCCCCUGCGCUGGGUGGGCAGGGAAGCCCCCACGGCCCCAUGUGCGUGUGCGGAAACGUCUUUUGUUUUUAUAUAAAGUCCUUCAGACACGUC